This is a messenger RNA of Emiliania huxleyi CCMP1516, 983 nucleotides long. RefSeq lists its product as hypothetical. Lineage: Eukaryota; Haptophyta; Isochrysidales; Noelaerhabdaceae. Bases 1 to 786 code for a protein of 261 amino acids. The record is from RefSeq and is a predicted model, not a curated record. The transcript has a single exon.
AUGCCCCGUGCAGCCGCCACCGCCGGAUUGUUGGUUUCUUUGUCGUGGGCGGCGGCUGUCACCAUCCCUGCAGCCAAGUGCGCCCUGCGUUCCGCGCUUGCAGACAACGGCGGCAACUCCAAGGCCCCUGCCGUUGUCGCUGCAGUUGAUGCGCUGUCCUCUCUUUGUCCGUUCGAAGCACCGACACGCGAGUCGGCCCUACUCGGCAAAUGGCAGCAAAUCAACGCACCAGAGUAUUCGGGCGGGACUCGGGAUGCGAGCGGCGCGUUCCAGUACACGCUCGGCCGUCUCUCGUUUGGCAUUUUCCAACCCAAAGAUCUCAUGUGCACCUUGGGGCCAAUCCUCAAUCCGCUCAAAGAGAGUGCGGUUGGUGGCGUGAUCGAGUACGAGAUAGAGAUCCCAUUUUCAAUCGGGCGGGACAAUGGCCCGAGUUUGUCGGCCGAGAUCAUCAACUUUGCGACCUGCGCCGUUGAAACGGACACGCGCCUGUCCGUGUCCUUCUCGGGUGGCGUCAUGCGGCCCGCCGAGGGUUGUGACCGGCCAGCGUGGCGAGAGGUCUUUGGCCCCGCGCUCGUGGCCAAGCCAGGCAAGCGCGUUCGCGUGAUGAACUGGUUGCUGAGGCGUCUGAUGGGCCUGAUCAAGCCUUCGCAGCUUGGCGACGACGACGCGAUGAGCUACCAGAUGACUAAAGCUCCAAAGGGACACCUCGAUGUGCUCUAUCUUGACGACGAGCUGCGGAUUACUCGCGGCAAUCGGGGUUCGCUGGUCAUUUGUGAGCGCCUCUGAGUGAGUGACACGCGCGCGCGGGCGCGCCCUCCCUGUCCGCCCCCGGAUGCGACACCUGUGCCGUGCGUGUAAUAGCGGCCGCUAGCGGGCCUGGGCUGGUUAGUAGGUGUGGUCUUAGUUAGUUACCGGUACACCUAUGCGUCGUGACCUCGUGUAUCAUGUUACCCUCGGUCCGAAAAUCUAUAUCCUAUAUGCGU